UUUUAGGAUUGACGUUGUCUGAGGUGGUUCUUCGACGUUUCAACACCUUUGGACCUGCACUUCUUCCAUUGCUUCCACUAGUGGACCUUACUUAUCAGUUGGUCCAAGUUUGCAUGCUGUAAUCACUCGCUAUCAUACUCUUUAUCAAGUCCACGUUUCCAAUCUUUAUCGAUGCCUAAAGCACCAGGUUCAGUCGGCUCGGGAACAGGCGGCGCUACUGUACUCAAGAGAAAUCAGGCCUGCCAUCAGUGCAGACGACGCAAAUUGAAAUGUGAUGCCAGACGACCCUGCUCGACGUGUGUUCGCUCGCACAAGCAUGCUCGCGACCAUGCACAGCCCGGGGCAAACUUACCGGAAAGGCCGGAAUGCACAUUCGACGAAGUUGCAACAACGGAGACCCCAUCUACUCCAUCAGAUAGUCCCAAGAACAGGUUUGAGCGAUUGGAGACUCGGAUAAAGGAGCUCGAGGCACUUUUAAGCCAAAAGGAGCAGGCAACAUCCCCAGAUGCUAAUCCAUCUAGCAGUUCGACUCUUUCGUCUAUUCAGAAUUCACCUGCUUCCAUUCAAUCUGUGCCAUCAAAUUCACGUCCUGGUUCGGCAUCCACAAUGAACUUCCCGAGCGACCUAGAGUCACUAUUGUCACCAUCUAAUUUGGACAUGAAUGCUCAGACGGUUAACCCAUACUUUUGGAAUGGCAAUUCACAUCUCAUUGAAGGUGCAAGCGCCAGGAUCGAUGCUCCCUUGCUUUCAUCUAGCAUGGACGUCAUCUGGUCACAUUGGCCUGUCAACCUCCCUCACCCAGAACUUAUUCGUCAUUUGGUCGAUAUGUUCUUUUUGUUUCACCCGCACGCAUCCCGCCUUUUCCACAGGGCUAACUUCAUAGCUUCGCUAUCAUACCCGCCGGAUCAUCCUGAUUUCCCCGUUGCACCUGUUCUACAUGCCAUAUGCGCCGUCAGUGCCAUCUACACUGCAGCUGGAGGACCCCGGACAAAUGCUGCAGACUUUCCAUACGAAGGACAAUUUGCACAGCCGGACCUGCCUGAUACAUUUGCAGAGCAACAAGCAAGUCACGCUAAGGAAACGGUCGAGAAGUACUUGAACAGAGGUCAACACUUGGUGCAAUGCGUGCAAACGUAUGUUCUACUGACGUGGUAUUAUUGGUGUCACUCGAAAUGGGUUGAGUUAUUUACUUGCAGUGGCCAAUCUUUGCGUGUUGCGAUUCCGUUGGGACUUAACAUUUGCCCUCCAUUUCGUUCGUUACUUGGGAGCUCCCCAACAAUGUCGAUAAUCUCGCCACCUCGCACUCCAAUUGAGGACGAAAUACGAAGAAAUACCUUCUGGCUGGCGUACGCAGUUGAUCGCCAGCAUGGAUCUGGCACUGGUUGGGCGCUCUCUCUUGAUGAUGACGACAUCGCCCAAGUUUUCCCAGUCACAAUGGAGCAGUUUGAGUUGGGGAUACCUGUGAACUAUAACGUGCGCCAGUGGUGUCACGUCAGAGAAGCGGUGCUUUUCCAUCCCCCCGAUAUCACCGAUUCCUUCACGUUAUAUAUCAAGAGCACUAUGCUUCUUUCUUUCGUCAAAAACUUCAACCACCGAUACAGGAUCAAAUCGAAUUUGGGAGACGCGAGAUUCCUACCGGCAAGGAACUUUGCAACCCAGGUGUAUGGAGAUCAGCCAGAUAUUCGGUCAUCCCCUGCCUUUCUGGAAUUGGAUCAGUUGCUCAUGUCUUUCCGGUCAUCGUUUCCGAGUAAUCUGAAAGACCCAUUCAGAAAUGGACAGGUGGACACGCACUUAUACACGACUUUCCUCACCGCACAUGUAUCAAUGAUUUUACUUCAUGAACCUCACGCCAGUUUAGAGAGGAAUUGCACUUCCGCUGCCAAAAUGCUCGAGAGUGCCCGUGCAAUUCUUGAACUCAUAUAUGCGAUGUGGUCCACGAAUUAUGAUAUCGGGCUUUUGGACUAUUUCUGCUCGUUUUGCUGGUAUCUUGCCGGUCAAUGUUUUGGCCGUUUCCUCCGUGCUGCCCAGGAAGCUGCUUGUGUCCAACAAAUAGACACCCUACGGGCAGAGCUCGACUUUGUAAGGAUGGCAUUAAGCAAGAUGGCCGAACGAGUUCCCCUCUCAUACCGGUAUCAGAGAAUGUUGGAUGCCGUGCAUUUGAGUCUUGCGGACGGGAGACCAGUUUCUACUGUCAGCGAUCAGCAGCUGCUUGCCAAUGUCUCGCAGGCGAGCGCAAAUCAUCCCGACGUGGCAUACUUCCUUAAGAUAAAUAACAUAAAUCCCCAGCCUUGACUUUUUCCCCACUUUUUUUUUGAAACCAGUUUGUCUCGUUAUUAAGUUAUCGCAAUAAAUAAUGUAUUGUAAAGUUUACCAUGUUUUGCCUCUGUCCAUGAAGUACUUUAGCAGCUACAGCUCCAUGUACUUU
Suillus fuscotomentosus is the source of this 2425-nucleotide messenger RNA. RefSeq lists its product as uncharacterized. Bases 172 to 2292 code for a protein of 706 amino acids. The transcript has 17 exons. Gene Ontology annotation, cellular component: nucleus. Gene Ontology annotation, biological process: DNA-templated transcription; regulation of DNA-templated transcription. The record is from RefSeq and is a predicted model, not a curated record. Gene Ontology annotation, molecular function: DNA-binding transcription factor activity, RNA polymerase II-specific; zinc ion binding; DNA binding. Lineage: Eukaryota; Fungi; Basidiomycota; Agaricomycetes; Boletales; Suillaceae.